This is a messenger RNA of Paramecium sonneborni, 2146 nucleotides long. Lineage: Eukaryota; Ciliophora; Oligohymenophorea; Peniculida; Parameciidae. The record is from the annotation of a GenBank genome assembly.
AUGUUAAAGUUUUUAGUGUUGAUUUUAUGUUCAGUCAACUUAAAUGCUAAUGAAUAUUGGAAUACAGCCUAUACAGCAUUUACUGCAACAACAAUAAAUAAUAAUGAAGGUUUAAUUGUUUAUAAUUUAGGGUGGUGGGUUUAAGGUUCAUAUGGAUAAUAGAUAAGUGAUUGUGGAGGAGUGUCAUUAUUUGGAGGUUUUAAUGCAUUUGGAAAAGGGACAAAAGUUUCAAAAUUAAUUACUAUUGCAUCACAUUUCAAAUUGCGGGUUUCCCUUUAAUUCAUGAAGUAAUAAUUAUUAAUAAUAAAAAUUGAAAGAAUAGACAGUUGGGAUUUAGAAUUUUUAUACUUAUUUCUUGAUGAUUAUGUUUAUAUAAGAAAGUGGGGUUUUGAAGGAGUUUAAAAAUGUGGAGCAGGCAAUUAUGAUUUUAUAGAAGAUUAAGUAAAUUUAGAAUUUAUCUUUGAACAUAAAUAACCAACACUUAGUAUUAUUAUGACAACAACUCUUAAUGAAGGUGUAGCUAAUGUAUAUAUAUAAUUUAAAUUUUAUAGGAAUCAUGGGGUUUUAGAGAUUUUAAAGUUGAAUAUAUAUCUUGUUCACCAGGUUGUGUAAUUUGUAAUGAUGAUACUCCUGACGAAUGUUUAUCAUAUGUAGAAUUAGAAUCAAAUUGGUGGAGUAAUUAUAAUUUUGAUGGAUGGACACUUGAUAAUUAGAAUUCACUUACAACAAAUACAUGUGUAAAUAUUGAGUUAGUUGGAAAGAUAACUGGAAGUAAAUAGUUAUCGAAACAAUUUGCAAUUUUGAUUCCACAUUAUUAAUUGAUUUUAUAAGUUCAAUUAUGGAAAUUCGAUAUUUGGAUUAAUAAUUAAUUUACAAUAACUCUUGAUGGAUAAGUUAUAUUUACAACAACAUUUAAUUAAGUUGAAAUAAUUUAAUUAUGUGAUGAUACUAAUGGCGGAGAGAAGAUAUUAAAUAUUCAUCUAAUAAACAUUCACAAAUCUAAUAGUGCAUAAAUUAAAAUGAAUUCUAAUAUUGUUUCAACAAAUGGAUCUUGGGGAUUAAGAGGAUUUCGAUUAUAUAUAAUAAAAUGUUAUACAACAUGUCUUGAAUGUUUUGGACCAAACAAAAAUAAUUGUAAUAUUUGUUAGAAUGGAUAUUAUUUAGAUGGAUCAGAAUGUGUAGAUGGUAUUAUUUUAUAAAAUAUAAUAUAGUUAAAUGGAUUGAUGGUUUAAGAGAAUUCUUUAAUCCUAGUGAUUUUAUAAUUUAAGAUGGAUGGACUAUUUCAAAUAUUUAUAAUAAUUAAUCUCCUUUUUAAAAAUGUGAUAAUAUUGAUCUUGUUGGUGGAUUCAAUUUAUUAGCUAAGGAUGCAUCAAUUAAUUUUAUAUACAAUCUCCCUUAACAUACAAAAAUAAGAAUCAAAUUACAAUUUUGGAAAUUUGAAUCUUGGGAUGCUGAAAUAUUUUAAGUAUUAGAAUAAGGAAAUCUCGUUUUUCAGAAAGAAUUUGGUCCAAAUGGAGUAUUAACUACUUGUGGAUAAUAUUAGACAAGGGUUUAUAAAAACAAUCUGGAUUUUGAAUUUCUACAUGAUUAAUCUUCUAUCAACCUUAUUAUGAAAACUACAUUAGAUGAAGUUGCAAAUAAUGAAGCAUGGGGAAUUAGAGAUUUUUAAUUAUUAUAUGAUAGCUAAAAAUAAUGUAGCUAAUCUAUCAUUAAUACUGUUAAUUUCCCUUCAUUUAUAGCAAACAACUAUAUUUAAUCAUCAUAACAUUCAAUUAAUCAAUCUUUUAAAAAGAAAAUUGAAAUAUCUGAACUUGGAGUCAUUCUAGAACUUGAUUUUGAUUAAACUAUAUCACUUGAUUUAAAUAUUUUCUAAUUGACUUUUUUAACAUCGUGGCCAUGCUAUUUUAAUGAUUAAACUUUUUCUAUUUCCAUUUUACAAAGCAACUAUCCAGAUUAUUAAAAAGCAACAGCAAAAUGUAAUAAAAAACAUUCAAAUGUGUUAAAUUCUUAAUCAAUUUUUGAAAGACCAAUCUAAAAAUAACCAAAAUAAUCUUAAAUCAGAUUAUUGUCAACUCCAACAUUAUUGAAAAUCUUUUAAAUUGCUUAUGAUUAAGAUAUCAUUUUAUAUGAAAUGCUCUUAAAUUGA